AUGUAUGUUCCAGAUCUUACAAGCGUGGCGGAAGCCAUUAAGCAAGCUCUGAAUACGACGACAUUACUGCCAUCAUCGCAUUCGCCACAUUCGACUGAAGAGGCACAAACGGGAGCGGAAACACAGACAGCAUUCACGACAUGGUUGGGCAGGAGCAGAGUACGAGGCCGGAGGAAAGCAAGCGUUCCGCUUGACGCGAUGAUAAAUUCUGAGAAAGUAGACUCCGCAUCUAUUGCAACUGAAGAGCCUCCAAACCCCACGCCAACAGAAGCAUCGCUACCUGCCGCAGACGUCUCGAAACGCCAACUCCAAGGGGGCUCCGUAAUCGUCGGAGCUCCCGUAAGCGCGACAAGAACAACCACAAUCAAAUCCACCAGCGUAAUCGAGCGAACCACAACAGUCAAUGGCGAGACUCGCACAACAUCCAGUGACACAGUAGCGACUGUAACGAGAACAGUCACAGAAUCGCAGUCCUCGUCGACUGGGACGCCAGGUACAACAGCGUCGGCCAGUCUCACAGGGACUUCCACUGCGAAUGCAUCGACACCAGUUUCUACUGUUACUGCACCAUUAGCGACUCCACCUCCUGAGUGUCCGCAAGCUUCGCUGGACCGGUUUACAGAUAGUGCGGGAAUACCAUAUUUGAUCAAAUGCUCAACGACGAAUGCGGGCGCUGCGUAUGAGCUGGUGAAAGUCGAUAGAGGCGGGUAUGGGCAGUGCUUUUCGUCUUGUUCGUACCGAGCCGAUUGUGUCGGGUUCUCAUUUGUCGGCAACGACUCUGGAAUUUGCUAUCUUCGAAAUGAGCAAUCGUCGGGCGAAGAGAGUACGGCGCUUGUCGCUUCAUACGUGACAUGCUACAAAGUCGAUCCCGCUGCCGUUGCGAGUGGUGAGCCAAAGUCCGAUUCGAGCUCAGGUGGGACCAACAUCGGAGCGAUCGCAGGAGGCGUUGUGGGUGGCAUUGCAGGACUCGCGCUCCUGCUGCUACUGAUAGCGUUCCUGACACGGCGGUACCGGCGAAAGGUCGAUGAACGACGAGAGAAGCGCAAAGUCGGACGUCCGAUGCUUUCGCCACAAGACACAUAUGAUGGCUUUCACCACAACCCCAACGUAACGACAGUAACGGCAGGCCUCCAUCAGCGAUCAGGAAGCACAGCAAAUGAUGUUUAUAUGUCGGCAGGAGGUUUCCAGCGUCCAUCCGAAAUCCAGAAGAGUGCUGAUCCUUUCGGCAAUGUCCCAGGCGACCACCCAUAUGGCGCGCAUGCAAGCCGGUAUCAAGCGUACCACCCCGGGUCUCGAGCGGAGAACGAUGGAGCAGUGUUGAGAGCCGGCGCUCUAAGAUACCCUCAGAUGCUCGACGGCACGCCGGUGGCAUCCAAGUCCAGUCUUGAGAAGAGUGGUUCCAGAUCGAGCGUGUUUGUGGAGCAUAUGAUUGAAAUGGAAGACACGUCUGCUCGUCGAAGCCCAGUAAGCCAGGAGUCUCCAAUCCUUGGCCGCCAGAACCCUCCAGAAGAUCUCUCGAGAGAUGUGCGGCGAAAUCAGCAUAUUCUGGCCUGGAAUCGGCCAGAGGGCGGCAACGAUGCGCCGAUGUCAGCAAAUUUGACGCCUCGAACACCCCCUUCAGCAAGGCUCAACACUCCGAGAAGAAGUUCCGUUGCUCAAGAUUUGCCGCGGCAGAGAAGUUUUGAGAUCAGUCCACUGAGAGAUGAAAGACCCUCUCCACGGCAAGAGCCUGAGGUCCCGGAAACGCUGGGCAGUGGCGUGUAUAGACCAGUAUAG
Molecule: messenger RNA, 1776 nt
Organism: Cercospora beticola
Lineage: Eukaryota; Fungi; Ascomycota; Dothideomycetes; Mycosphaerellales; Mycosphaerellaceae
Source: RefSeq, a predicted model, not a curated record